Messenger RNA from Tachyglossus aculeatus (Australian echidna), 2295 nucleotides. It is a transcript of the gene NFYB, whose product is annotated as nuclear transcription factor Y subunit beta. Gene Ontology annotation, biological process: regulation of transcription by RNA polymerase II. The record is from RefSeq and is a predicted model, not a curated record. Gene Ontology annotation, molecular function: DNA-binding transcription activator activity, RNA polymerase II-specific; protein heterodimerization activity; RNA polymerase II cis-regulatory region sequence-specific DNA binding. The transcript has 8 exons. NCBI's taxonomy places the organism in Eukaryota, Metazoa, Chordata, Mammalia, Monotremata, Tachyglossidae. Gene Ontology annotation, cellular component: CCAAT-binding factor complex; nucleus. The coding region runs from base 507 to 1124 and encodes 205 amino acids.
CCAAGCGCGUAGUACAGUGCUCUGCACACCGUAAGUGCUCAAUAAAUAUGAUUGAUUGAUUGAGGGGGUCGGGGUGCUCCAACUCGAGUUUGACGGGCCGUUUGGGGCGGUUUCCCUCCUUGUCUGUCUGUCUCUCUGUGUGUCUGUCUGUGUCUCCUCCUCCUCUUCCUCCCCCCCCCGACGGUUCUCUCCGCCUCUGCCCCCCCCAACACGCCUAACCCACCAGGGCUGGGAAAUAGAGGAGGGGGCGGGCACGACCCCCAGCCCUCUGGAGGCUUCUUAAAAGGAGGAAGAAAAAGCCCAAGGAGCAAAGAGGGGGGUUGGUUUGUGGACAGGAGCGGUGAUGGAGAAGGAAGGCAGACCCUCAGGACUUCGGCUGCUCGAAAAUAUUGAAUAACAGCUACUGCUUGCUGCUGCUCUUUAUUGACCCACAGGGCCGCUACAGCGCAGUCUUCCCUUAUUUAAAAGGAAGACUAAGGAAAUUAACACAACAUUUUGAUUCUGAGAUGGAUGGCGACAGUUCUACAACAGAUGCUUCUCAAUUAGGAAUAUCUGCAGAUUACAUUGGUGGAAGUCAUUAUGUAAUACAGCCUCAUGAUGAUGCGGAGGACAGCAUGAAUGAUCACGAAGAUACAAAUGGCUCAAAAGAAAGUUUUCGGGAGCAGGAUAUCUAUCUUCCAAUUGCAAAUGUAGCAAGAAUAAUGAAAAAUGCCAUACCUCAAACAGGAAAGAUUGCUAAGGAUGCCAAGGAGUGUGUGCAGGAAUGUGUCAGUGAAUUCAUCAGUUUUAUAACAUCUGAGGCAAGUGAAAGAUGUCAUCAAGAAAAACGGAAGACUAUCAACGGAGAGGAUAUUCUUUUUGCCAUGUCUACCCUGGGAUUUGAUAGUUACGUAGAACCUCUAAAACUGUACCUUCAAAAAUUCAGAGAGGCAAUGAAAGGAGAGAAGGGAAUUGGUGGAGCAGUCACAACUACAGAUGGACUUAGCGAGGAGCUUACAGAGGAAGCAUUUACUAAUCAGUUACCAGCCGGUUUGAUAACCACAGAUGGACAACAGCAAAAUGUGAUGGUUUAUACAACAUCGUACCAACAGAUAUCUGGAGUUCAACAAAUUCAAUUUUCAUGAUUUCGAGGAGCACUGGAUCUGCAAGUGGGGCAACAAGGAAGAAGCAGGACAAUUCUAAAGCAGAGACAUUAGCAUGGAAAUGACUGGUGAAGCGGGAGAUAUGCCUCUUUGUACAUUAAAUAGCUUUGUACUGUAGCUUCCUGAGGCUUGCCUAAAUUGAGAUGUGAAUUCCGAAUUGAGAAUCUUUUUCAUGACUGGUUUUAAAAAAAAAUUGGAUUUUAAAGGUAUUAAAAUAUUUUUGUUUUGUACAAGAGUUUGUUGCUCUGUGACUCCUGUAUGCAUUGUAUAUUGCGAUUUAUUACUGUCAGAGAUUUGUAGACAGUUUCUUAUUUUCAUAUUGAAUCAUGUUACUUUUGUAAUUCAAGUAAACAGCUGGGUUAAUUCAUGAUGUUUACCCUUUUAAUAAAAUAGGGUAGAGUUCAUUUUGAAUGCAAGUUGCCUUUGUUAUAAAAUUGAGUUGGUCUUGGUUAUGUAAUUUUGUCCUGCAUGACAACCGUAGCUAGAUUUUUUAGCUGUUGAUGUAUUUAUUGAAAUUUAAUUUUUAAGGGGAUUUUUUUUGUAAAGCAUUUGAAGUUCAAGAAUUGCUACAAAUAUUUCUUUUUUAUGUAAUUUUGAAACUAAAUAUUAACCCAGAAGAAAUAAACUGUCCAACCUGUUAAACUUAAAAGAUUUGGUACCUAUUAACAGUGUUUGCUACAAUCAAAACACUGUUUUUUGUGCCUGUUACAGUAGUCAUUAUUUUUAGUUAUCACAAACCUUUGUUUAGGCUAGAUUUUGCAUUUUGGUAAAUUUAAUUUAUAAGUGAAUUUUGAACUAAUUAAUAUGUUCAAUUUAAUGUAGUCUUACUGCUAUUGAAACAAUACUUUUUUCAUUUGUUUGUUUUUUCUUAUAAAGUACAAUUAUUUCCUGGCCCAGAAGAGGAAUUUUAUAGCCUGGUUGUAAAUGACUUCAUUUUAACUUUUUAAUUGAAAUGUUAAAAUUUCCCUGUACUGCUGAGGGAACUCUCAGCACUGGUAUAGCAACACUUUGUGUACAGUUUGUGCAUGUGUGAACGUGUGUGUGAAUGAAUGAACGAGAUGGUGAAUGGUUGCUUCGUGACCUGAAGUGGAAGACUCAAACUUCUGGUUUGCUGUCUUCUGUCUUUGCAAUAAACUAUACUUAUGUAAUGUAA